This is a messenger RNA of Emiliania huxleyi CCMP1516, 1140 nucleotides long. RefSeq lists its product as hypothetical. The coding region runs from base 1 to 1140 and encodes 379 amino acids. Lineage: Eukaryota; Haptophyta; Isochrysidales; Noelaerhabdaceae. The transcript has 2 exons. The record is from RefSeq and is a predicted model, not a curated record.
AUGGCAACCGCUGUUGGCGUGGUCGGUACGAGGAGCCUCGACUUUGACGACUUCGACGACUUGUGCACAUCCAUCGCCGUCGUGACUCCCUCGUCUCGCACGAAGCGGAGGGACAGGACCCGGUCAAAGGCAGCGAGCACCCGAGCAGCUCCGCGCAUGAAGGAGCCCGACCUCGAGGCGAGGGCGGCGGCAAGCAGCGCUGGAGGCAGGAGGAAGCGCGCGAGCCGGGGCGAGAGCCGGGCGACGAGGGCCGUAGUAAGCGAGGACCAGGAGCAGGAAGGCGACCUCCGGCUGAUGACGCACGGAUCUGGCCGCUCCUGGAUCUGCUGUCUCACGCUAUCCCUGCUGCCCGUUCUGCUGCUGGCCGCCGGCGCGAUGGCGGCCACCGCCUCGAGCUGGCUGAACCCGACCCUUCCGCUCGCAGAUCGCGGCGCGUGCCAUUUCUACAUGUAUCGCGCCCAAAGUCGCGUCACCUUCGAGUGGGGCUCGAUGAACCUGGGGACCCUUCCGGGCGUGCUCAAGUACCUCCAUACUGAGAUCGUGCCGAUGAACCACCCGGGCAACAGGCUCUGGUCGAUCGACCGCAUCCUUCGCUUCUCUGUGCUCGUGCGCAACCCCGGCCCGACUUGCUUCGCCAAGCAGCACGUCUUCGCCGCCUUCGACAGCGGUCGCUGCACCGUCCCCGCGUGCGCCUCGCGCUGGGCCAGCUCUGGCUACUUUGUCGGCUGCCAGACGCAGGGGGCAGGGAGCAUCCACGCCUACGAGGGCGCGGUCUGGUACUCGGUCCCGGGGCCCUGCCCUUCGAGAGAGUUCCGCGACGAGACCGAGGCGUGCCGCGCGGCGGAGCCCGGUGGGCGCUGCCGAGCGCCCGACGGCUCUCCCACUUGCACUUGGGAGCUGAAGCUGGUCGGCCACAUCACUCUGGAUGAGCUCGCGGGCAUCGGAGACUACCGAGCAUUGCAGCGCAGCGGGGGCCGAGAGUACGACCCGGCCACCGAUCGUGGAGUCGGCACCUCCUUCUGGGACGGGGCCCGCGAUCGAACGAGGUGCGCCGAGCGAGUCGCCGCUGCGGAGCGGCUGUUCCACAGGCGCUACCCAUCCCAACCACAACACCUCCCCACGCCGGCUUGUUUGAACUGA